Messenger RNA from Prunus mume (Japanese apricot), 717 nucleotides. The record is from RefSeq and is a predicted model, not a curated record. NCBI's taxonomy places the organism in Eukaryota, Viridiplantae, Streptophyta, Magnoliopsida, Rosales, Rosaceae.
AUGUCUAACCUGAGAAAGGUGUUGGAGAGGCAACAUCGAGAAGAUGAAGAAAUCAGGCGCAAACGUGCUGAAGAAGAUCGCGAGUUGGAUGAAGAGGAGGAAGAAGUUGUUUUAGUGGUGGGUAUGCUAAAUCAAUCAAGGCAACACCACUGUGGCUGUUCCCUGAAUGUGGACAGACAUAGGCACUCUAGGGGUAAGAAUAUUUUAGAAGAUUACUUUAUCCCAAAUUCGUUAUAUCCUGUUUCUUAUUUUAGAGAGAGAUAUAGAAUGCAGCCCCAUUUGUUCCAAGAAAUCAUGCAUGAUGUUUGCAAUUACGACACAUACUUCGUUCAGAAGUACGAUGCUCUUGGGGUUUUGGGUUUUCUUUCGGAGCAAAAACUUACAGCUGCUUUACGGAUGCUUGCAUAUGAGGCAUCUGCAGAUCAGGUGGAUGAGAUUGCUAAGAUAGGGAAAUCAACUAUCUUAGAGUGCUUGGUCAGAUUCUGUGAUACAAUAGAAACUCUCUACACGAGGGAUUACCUUCUCAAACCUACGCCUAGGGACCUCCGAAGACUCCUACGAAAAUCUGAGGCUCAAGGUUUCCCAAACAUGAUUGGAGGCAUUGACUGCAUGUACUGGCUGAGGAAGAAUUUCCCAACUCCUUGGCAAGGAAAUUAUGGGAAUAAGAAGGGCCAAAAAAAUAUAAUUCUAGAGGCUGUUGCAUCAUUCGAUAUCUAG